UUCGUUUGAGCAGAACGCAAGUAGCUCUCUUACUACAGUAAACCAAGAAAAAUGGCAUUCAAGUUAAUCGCCCUCUCAGCUCUCCUGGCGAUAGCUCAUGCUGGCAACCCAGCCGCAUACGACAUCGCCACGGCAUCGGCCGAUCUUAGUAGCAUAGGCUACAGCCAGGAAUCUACGCAGAAGGGUUAUGCAGGACAGAACGUCGUGUCGAGUUAUUCGAGGGCCGAAGACUCCGCACAUUCUUCGGUACGCGUCAGCAACAGCCAUGUUACCAAUGAUGCUUUGACUUACGCAGCAGCACCAGCAGCAGUGAUCGCUAAGCCAGCUUAUACCGCGGCUACUUAUGCUGCUCCUGUAGUGACCAAAGCUGCACUCGCACCAGCGACUUAUACGACUUAUACCUCGCACGCUGCACCAGCGACUUACACGACUUACGCCGCACAUGCUACUCCAGUAUUGGCUAAGACAGCUUAUGCUGCUGCUCCAGCCUACAGUUAUGCCGCACAUGCUGCCCCAAUCUUGGCUAAGACAGCUUAUGCUGCUGCUCCAGUGUUGACUUCGCAGCUCCAUGCUACAGCUCCAGUCUACAGCUACGCCGCUCACUCUGCUCCUGUUGUCACCAAAACUGCCUACGGCACCUCUGCCUACGGAUACGCUUCACCACUCCUAGCCAAAACUACCUAUGCAGCUGCUCCUCUUGUUACGAAAGCAGCCGUAGCUGCCCCAGCUGUAGUCGCUAAGGCUGCUUAUGCCGCCCCAGCAUACGCAGCAACCACUUACGGAUACGCCGCACACGCUACUCCAGUCCUUGCCAAGGCCACUUACUCUGCCCCCGUUGCUCACGUUGCCGCUACCCCUGUUCUCGCCAAAACCGCUCAUGUUGAACCUACUUACGGUUAUGCCGCUGAAUACGCCGCCCCCGUCGUACACGCCACCUUCUCUGGAUUUGGCACCAGCUAUGCUUGGUAAAUCGUGAUUAGCUCGACUUCUUCUUGGCCUAACGACUUUCCUUCUUAUUCUUCUUAUUCUUCUUACUUCUCCUAUUUCAUCUUUCUUUCAUCAUACAUUACCGUGUAGACCUGAAAAAUACUCCAUUUUUGACCACUGUGUUAUUUGGAAUAAGGUUACUUGAUAAUGAGAGAUGAUAUCGGUUUUAAACUUUCAACCGAUAUGUACAUACCUUUUUGUUAGAUCUCUCUCGUUUCUUCGUUUGGUAUCCUUCUUAUUUUCAAAUUUACCGUGUAAUUGUAAUCGACUUUAUGACGUUAUCGUAUCGUAAUGUCGUCGUUGUUUAAUGGACGCGUACCAAAUCUGUAGUAGGAGUAGUGCAUAAGUAUUUAUAUUUAUGUUACCCUAAAUGCUAUGACUUUUCCGUGUCUUCGCCAAUUCAAUCCGAUUCGACACGAAUAUUUACUUAUUCGAUAGUGAGUAAGAACGAUCUUUUCGAUAUACUUAUCUCCAUAAUGUGAGAAAAUAAAUUUUGCACCUGCGAUAAUA
Vespula pensylvanica (western yellowjacket) is the source of this 1497-nucleotide messenger RNA. RefSeq names its product pupal cuticle protein G1A-like. The record is from RefSeq and is a predicted model, not a curated record. Lineage: Eukaryota; Metazoa; Arthropoda; Insecta; Hymenoptera; Vespidae. The transcript is spliced from 2 exons. Bases 52 to 969 code for a protein of 305 amino acids.